Bathycoccus prasinos is the source of this 5262-nucleotide messenger RNA. RefSeq lists its product with no specific name. Lineage: Eukaryota; Viridiplantae; Chlorophyta; Mamiellophyceae; Mamiellales; Bathycoccaceae. The record is from RefSeq and is a predicted model, not a curated record. Gene Ontology annotation, biological process: proteolysis. The transcript has a single exon. Gene Ontology annotation, molecular function: serine-type endopeptidase activity. The coding region runs from base 1 to 5262 and encodes 1753 amino acids.
AUGACCGAAGAUGACAUCGCUUUUCGCCGAAAGCGGCGGCGAAAAGGAGGAGGACACGGGACAAGAACAGUCUUUGUUUUCGUCUCUUUCCUUUCUUUUCUUCUCUUCGUCUUCCUCCUUUUUGCGUCUGCUUCUGUUCAUGCGGUACACGCAAAAUCCAAUCCCGAAGAGAAGAAGAAAGAGUCCGACGCGGUGGACUCGAGACGACGACUGACGACUGACGACGAAAACGAAAACGGGCGACUUUUGAAUAAAACAGCGAGAGAACUCGCGCGCGACGUGUACGCGAAGAGACGCGCGAGGACGAACGAGAAAAAGAAGGAAACCAUCGGUCGUCGCCGGCUCGUGUUUCAACGCGACGUGGUGGCGAUAGACGACCAAGGUGCCUCCUUUGCAAAGAAAAAAGAGGAACUUUUUUUUACAAGAAAGACGAAAGUCGUUCGACAAACACUAACGGAAGAAGAGGAUAGAAUGAAAGAAGAAGAAGAAGAAACGGUCUCGCGCGAACGAUUGUUACGACGCGGAAGACGAACAGCGCCUUCAACGGCCGCCGCCGAGCAAAACGUAGAGUGGAACUUUGCGUCGUCGGCGUUUGGGAAAGAGCCGAAGGAGUACGGGGAGGAAAUUUCUUCGAAACGAGCGAGGCGGAAACGUAGCGAUGGAAGUGUUGGUGGGAGAAUGAAGGAUUACUUCAACGCCGUGAAUGAAGACGCGACUGCAUCGCAACAGUUUUACGUCGUUUUAGAAGAAGGCGUAACGGAUACGAAGAGAGCGGAACAAAUCUUGCGCAAAAACAGAGGCGGAUUCGUGAAAGAUUCGAAUGGAUUUCCAGUUAUUGUUGGAGGUAAAAGCGGUGGGUACCUUGCGUUUGGACCUCCGGAAGCGGCUUUUGAGGUUUCAAAAGCUGCAGCGUGGGUCGACGCGUGGACGCCGGAACUUAGUUUAGACGCCUCGUUCGACGUCGUCGAUGCAGUCAUCGAGGUGGAGACGGAGAGAGCGAAGACGAGCGAAGGAACAGAAGAAGCAAAGGGAGAAACGUGGGGCAGUGAGAAGCGUCUGAAGUCACUUUUCAAGGAAAUUGGCUUGGAAGCGAGGGAGAAUAGAAUCGGUGAGAGCGUCAAUUCCUUGCGCGUCGACGUUACGCGACUAGGUAACGCCAAGGACGACAAAGUAUUCGCAAAAUAUGCGAGCGAGGAAGUAAUAGCAAUCUUAAUCGAAAAGGGAAUCAAUGUUCUAGUCGAUGACGAGUCUUACGAGCUCGGACCAAACGUCACUAUGGGAGCGAAACAUAGCAGACGCAACGUCGUCUUUGAUCCAGACGGUGGUUUUUUCAACUUGCGAAAUAUUCCCACGACGCAAUUAGCCGACGCCGCAAGAUUUAUAGCCGCACUUCCAUUUAUAGUGCGUGUAGCACCGAUGUAUGCGCGAAAGACGUCGAAUAGGAACGCCAAGGGUAUAAUCCAAGGGUCGAUUUGGAAAAGCGGGAUUACCACGAUGGUGGCGACCCCUAUUUGGAGCAAAGGCAAUUUGCUCGGGGAUUCAGUCAUUGUUGGUGUUGGCGAUACUGGAGCGGAUCGAAACAGUUGCUAUCUCGCGGGGAAUAACAAGUUUAAACAUUAUAUUACAGAGUAUGGAAACGGAGAGGACGAAGAUGGUCAUGGCACGCAUGUGGCUGCUUCAGUCGCGGGAUACUCGACCAUUGAUACCGCAAUUUACGACGGCAUGGCAACCUCAGCCCAAAUUGCAUUUUUUGAUCUUGCCUACACAGAUGAGUUUGGAGAUAUUGUCAUGACGGCGACGCCAAAUAUGGGAUCUACGUAUUAUCAAGUUGCUUACGAUGCUGGAGCGAGAAUCCAUUCAGAUAGUUGGGGAUACGACGUUUAUGAGUACGAAAGUGAGACGACACAGAUAGACGAAUACGCUCGAAAUACGCCGAAAUUUCUUCCGUUUUUUGCCGCAGGUAACAGCGGUGACUACGGUUUAUCUUCAGUUACGACGCCAGCGGGAGGGAAAAAUAUACUAUCGAUCGGGGCGUCGCUUACUCCAAGUUCAUACAUGACUGCAAACAUAGCCGCCGGUACGGAAUAUUACAACGUAAAUAUUGCCAGCGAUACACACUUUUCGCAUUUGAAAAUUAUUUUACUACAAGCGGCAGAUUUCGGAUCGGAUUGGGACAGCACGUCAAAAGCGUACGCAACUGUGGCUCGAUCUGUUAUCCACGCAACCCCGGAAGAGGGUUGCGCAGCUUUAAGUAACGCCGUGUACACGGAUGCCAUCGUGCUUGUAAAACGCGGGACGUGUUCGUUCGAACUCAAGGCGCGCAACGCAUACACUGCUGGUGCAAAAGGUAUACUGAUUUACAAUUACGAGUACGAUACCAAUUUACAAAACGGGUAUAAAAUUCACAUGAGUCGAGAUGAAGCUGCUUAUCCUCUUGCUUUCACCUCAGCCGCGGUGGGGUUCAUCACACAUCGCGAUGGAUUGAUCUUGAAGGCGUUGUCGGAGCGUUCUACUGGUAUCAAAGUUACAUUUUCCAGGUAUACCAGGACAAAUAUGGAUUUAGGUUUUGAAGAUGUAGCCUCGUUCUCGUCUUCGGGGCCGUUUGGUUCGGAUAACGAUGAUUUGCGAAUUAAGCCAGAUAUUAUUGCGCCGGGAGAUAGUAUUACAUCGGCAUAUAUCAACAGCGUGUGCGGGACGGCUACAAUAUCCGGAACUUCAAUGGCAUGCCCCAUAGCAGCUGGCGGGACAGCACUUGUGCAAGAAUAUUUUGAGAAGGGAUACUACCCAGGUGGAAUUGCGGGCUCGAGUGCGAGUUAUGCACCGUCUGGAUCACUCAUGAAAGCUAUUGUCAUUAACGGGGCAAUGGCCAUGACCGGUAUCGACGAAGAAUAUCAAGAACCACUUGAGCAACCUCCUUCGUUCAAGCAGGGAUGGGGAAGACUCAAUCUCACGAAUUCCCUCCACUUUGACGAUAUACCGGAAUCCCCAAAGGCCAUGUACAUCCACGAUAACAAGAUAUUGUCGGCAUCAAAUGAUUACGAGGAUGGUUUUUGUUUAGAGGUGAACCCCUACGCCGCCAAGUUCGAGCUCCGCGUGACGUUGGUUUGGGCCGACGUCGCUGAUGAACGACUCGUGAACGAUCUCGAUUUAGAGUUACACUUUGGAUCAAACUUUAUAGGUAUGUCCAAAAUCCUUCCUCUGGAUGGUUUGGAGGAUCAUAUGAAUAACGUCGAAAGAAUUAUUCACUCGAAUCCUCAGCAAGGUAGGUAUUGGAUCAAAGUGAAGAAAUAUGGAAACUUUGGCUCUGGAAAUGGGAGUAUUCAAAAUUAUGCCGUCGUUGCUACGGGGACGUUUACGCAUUUGGAAGACAGGACGUAUGACAGUUGCUCUCUGGACAAUCCACCGCCACCACCGUCUCCACCUCCCUCGAGUCCUCCGUCUCCACCGCCUUCCCCUCCUCCACCUCCGCCGUCACCGCCGCCGCCAAGUCCGAAGCCGUCACCUCCUCCGAGCCCACCGCCAGACUCGUCUAAACCAUCACCUCCUCCGCCUCCGCCAAUCGCGAAAGUUUCAGGUCGUGCGUAUGCGAGCGGAUAUCUCUCGAAGUGUACCGUGUAUCUCGAUACUAAUAAGAAUGGCGAACGAGAUUUCACGCUUGACCCGCAAACAACAACAGACGAGUUCGGUGCUUUUACGCUCUCUCCAACGGUUAGUUAUUCAGUAGCAUCGACGAUAUUGAUUGCCGAUACCAGCAGCACGUCAUGUACAGAUGCCUAUACGAAACGAACGAGCGCACUUUCAAUAUUAAAAGCACCUCCGGGUUCGACAAUGCUAUCGCCACUGUCGACAAUUUUGGUCGCGAUGAUGGCGAAAAUAGGCAGUUAUCCUCGGGUGUCUGCUUAUGAUCAAAUGAAGACUGCAUUUGGAUGGGAUAAUACGCAAGUGGACCUGCUCGAUAGAGAUUCUUUAGCUGAAGCGCAAAAUGACGUUAUUGAGGAAUACGUGCACGUUGCCACGACGAACGUGAAUUUGGCGAAUCUGAUUGCUUCGACUUCGAGAAUGAUUUGUGGCAUAAAGUCCAACACAGCUUUGUCUACGUGCGAGGCAUACGCCGUCAAGGCGAUCGCAGAACGUGUAAUUGCGCAAUAUGGACGCAUUGAAAGUAACAGGGCCAUGAAUUCUCGUCGUCGGCUGAACGAGCUUAUGCGAACUGAUUUGCUAGACUUCUACAACGCCGAAGUCAUUGCGGAUGUUGUCUCAGAUGCGUUGGAAGUCGCGCAGAAUGCAGGAAACGUGGAGUAUGAUGGAUCGGAAGUUUUGCAAGGCGUUGCGACGAUGGCAGCGGCAGUUGCAAAUGCCGCAACGGUACUUUUAGACUUGAAAGAUUCUAUUGCUAGUGGAUCAUCGAUCGAUGAUUUCUUAGCGAGUAUCGCGGCGGUUGCUACUGUGUCACAGUCGCCCUCUUUACUUUCCGAGAUUGAAGAGUUAUCGCACAGUGGAGAGGCUUCGAUAAGUUCUACUGGUCCUUUAGCAAGUGCAAGCUCCUCAAAGACAUCGUACUACGAUGCUUUUGAAACUACCAAAGCGGAUAUAGACUGGGAUUUGACGUAUAGUUUCCCUCCUCCGAAUCCGUCACCGCCUCCACCGCCAUCGCCUGGACCAGCACCGCUGACACUUACUGAUGUUGCCAAGUCUGCGAGUCCCGCAGCUUUGGCUGGUGCGGUACUUUCCGUCGUGUUCAUAUUCCUUAUCCUUUGCUUCAGGCGCAAAAUAGCGCGAUGCUGCUCACCAGAGGCCAAACGUCUGGAAAAUCAAGCAAACGUAGGUGUUCCUGUUGCCGUCCAUCGCACGUUACCCGGACACCGAUCACGACCGGCGCCCGUAAUAUGGCAGCUUGAUGAUGAAGAAGGAGAUGAACAGCAACGCGUGACGGGACAAAUGCAACCGCUCUCUCCGGAAGCAACGGUAAGUCUGCGCGAUCGAUACGCAAGCGGUAUUACCAAUUCGCAGGGCGAAUUUCUCAGGGCAAUACCGACUCAGCCUCCUGUACGAAAUGAACGAGAGGCAACGAGAGAUCCAGGAAUUUGGUACCCGGACGACGAUGGCGACAACGAAUCGCGCAUGAUUCCGACCAUAGUCGACGCCGAAGCAGAAGUGCUUCGUCUAGAAAAUUUUAGGCGCCAGUUGGCCACACAAGGACGCACCUUUCCGGGAGGAGGUGCUAACGAAAAUGAAGAUAUCACCGUAGUUGAGCAUAGAUGA